GGGAGAGGGGGAAAGGAGGCUAGAUCGAGGGGGAGAGGGACCGCCCGCGAUUGCUACGGCCGCCAUCGCAGCGGGAGGAGCUUGAAAGCGUGCUUGCCUGCCAUUCCCAGCUUCCAAUUCCUUUUCUCUUCUUCCUCCCUCCUCUCCCACCCCCGUCCACCUCCUCCUCCUCUCCACGUCCCGCCACUCUCCCUCCCUCCCCCUCCACGGCGAUACGCGCCCUACCGUACGGCCGUCCGCCUCGUGCCCGCCCAUUCCCUUCCCCCGCCGGUGGAUGCGUCCGGGCUGGCCGCGGGCCCGUCCGAGCCGGUGGCAGCAGCAGCAGCGGAGCACGGCACCACCCCGGCAUCGGCGGCGGGAGCGGCAGCGGCAGCGGGAAGCCAUCCAGCCACCGGCGAUGUGGGACCCCAGAAGGUCGUAGCAAGGGGUUUCCUUGAUUCGUGAAUCUUCGAUCAAGAAGGAUGGAGCCCCGGGCUUUGCUCCUCGGGGUGGCGUUGGCCUUUCUGUUGGCCUCUGGUUCCCAGGGCUUGAACCAUGAGGGCUGGCUUCUCCUGGCGCUGAAGAGCCAGAUGGUCGACACUCUCCACCACCUGGAUAGCUGGGAUGCGAGGCAUCCAACACCGUGCGCGUGGAGGGGCGUCAACUGCUCGUCGGCGCCAGUCCCAGCGGUGGUGUCUCUCGACCUCAACAACAUGAAUCUCUCAGGCACCAUCGCGCCUAGCAUUGGCGGCCUGGCUGAGCUGACGCACCUCGAUCUAUCCUUCAAUGGAUUUGGUGGUCCCAUCCCUGCACAGAUUGGGAAUUUGUCGAAACUGGAGGUGCUCAACUUGUUCAACAACAAUUUUGUCGGUAUAAUCCCCCCUGAGGUUGGGAAGUUAGCUAAGCUGGUUACACUUAAUCUGUGCAACAACAAGCUCUAUGGUCCGAUACCUGACGAGAUUGGUAAUAUGGCCUCACUUGAGGAGUUGGUAGGAUACAGUAAUAAUCUCACUGGUUCACUACCUCAUUCACUUGGCAAGCUCAAGAACCUGAAAAAUAUUCGGUUGGGUCAGAAUCUUAUAUCUGGCAACAUUCCUGUUGAGAUAGGUGAAUGUCUGAACAUAACAGUGUUUGGUCUUGCACAAAACAAGUUAGAGGGUCCGCUACCUAAAGAGAUUGGGAGGUUGAGUUUGAUGACUGACUUAAUCCUAUGGGGGAAUCAGCUUUCUGGUGUUAUUCCUCCAGAGAUAGGAAACUGUACAAGUCUUGGCACAGUUGCCCUCUAUGACAAUAAUCUAUUUGGUCCCAUACCUGCAACAAUUGGGAACAUCACGAAUCUUCAGAAGCUAUACCUUUAUAGAAACUCAUUAAAUGGUACUAUUCCAUCUGAGAUUGGGAAUCUUUCUCUUGCAAGAGAGAUUGACUUUUCAGAAAAUUUCUUAACUGGAGGAAUACCAAAGGAGUUGGGCAACAUACCAGAAUUGAAUUUGCUCUACCUCUUCCAGAACCAGCUUACAGGCUCUAUUCCUACAGAGUUGUGUGGGUUGAGAAACUUGAGUAAACUUGAUCUAUCGAUCAAUUCACUCACUGGCACGAUCCCAUCUGGUUUUCAGUAUAUGAGAACUCUAAUCCAAUUGCAACUCUUCAACAAUAAGCUCUCAGGCAACAUACCUCCAAGGUUUGGCAUUUAUAGCCGGCUUUGGGUGGUGGAUUUCUCAAACAACAGCAUUACAGGGCAGAUACCGAAAGAUCUUUGCAGGCAGUCAAACCUUAUUUUGUUGAAUUUGGGGUCUAACAAGCUUACAGGGAACAUUCCCCGUGGAAUCACCAACUGUAGACCAUUGGUGCAGCUUCGUCUUGGUGACAACAGUCUGACAGGAAGCUUCCCCACUGAUCUCUGCAAUCUGGUAAAUUUGACAACAGUUGAGCUGGGUAGAAACAAGUUUAGUGGCCCAAUUCCACCUCAGAUAGGCGAUUGCAAGUCUCUGCAAAGGCUGGACCUUACAAAUAACUAUUUCACGUCAGAGUUACCUCGAGAAAUCGGUAAUUUGUCAAAACUUGUUGUCUUCAAUAUCUCAUCUAAUAGACUAGGAGGAAACAUACCACUGGAAAUCUUCAAUUGUACAGUUUUGCAACGCCUUGAUCUCAGCCAGAAUAACUUUGAAGGUUCGUUGCCAAAUGAAGUUGGUAGACUGCCACAGCUGGAGCUGCUAUCUUUUUCUGAUAAUAGGCUAGCUGGCCAGAUACCACCCAUUCUUGGUAAACUAUCACAUUUGACAGCACUGCAGAUUGGUGGCAACCUGUUGUCUGGUGAAAUACCAAAGGAGUUGGGCCUGCUGUCAAGCUUGCAGAUCGCCAUGAAUUUGAGCUACAAUAACCUCUCUGGCAAUAUUCCAUCAGAGCUUGGUAACCUUGCUCUGUUGGAAAGUUUAUUUCUUAAUAAUAACAAGCUGACUGGUGAAAUCCCAACUACAUUUGCCAAUCUGUCCAGUUUACUUGAGCUCAACGUUUCCUACAAUUAUCUCUCUGGUGCCCUCCCGUCAAUACCGCUUUUUGAUAAUAUGGCUGCGACCUGUUUUAUUGGAAAUAAAGGACUGUGUGGUGGACAACUUGGUAGAUGUGGAUCCCAGUCAUCAUCUAGUUCCCAGUCAUCCAAUUCAGUCGGUCCCCCUUUGGGCAAGAUCAUUGCAAUUGUUGCUGCUGUCAUUGGAGGGAUUUCACUUAUUCUUAUUGCAAUAAUUGUGUACCAUAUGAGAAAACCAAUGGAGACAGUGGCCCCUUUGCAAGACAAGCAACUUUUUUCAGGUGGUUCUAACAUGCAUGUUUCUGUUAAGGAGGCAUAUACAUUUCAAGAAUUGGUCGCCGCUACAAAUAACUUUGAUGAGAGUUGUGUUAUCGGAAGGGGUGCUUGUGGGACGGUGUACAGAGCAAUCCUGAAGACUGGACAGACAAUUGCAGUAAAGAAGCUUGCUUCUAACAGAGAGGGGAGCAACACAGACAACAGCUUUCGUGCAGAGAUCCUGACUCUUGGAAAGAUAAGACAUCGUAAUAUUGUGAAGCUGUACGGUUUUAUAUACCACCAGGGUUCCAACCUUCUACUCUAUGAGUACAUGUCAAGAGGCAGUCUUGGUGAGCUACUUCAUGGACAAUCAUCUUCUUCACUUGAUUGGGAGACACGCUUCAUGAUAGCUCUUGGAGCGGCCGAAGGGCUUACAUACUUGCAUCAUGAUUGCAAGCCUCGCAUCAUCCACCGUGAUAUAAAAUCCAAUAACAUUUUACUUGAUGAGAACUUUGAAGCCCAUGUUGGUGAUUUUGGGUUGGCAAAGGUGAUCGACAUGCCAUACUCGAAGUCAAUGUCUGCAAUUGCAGGUUCAUACGGCUAUAUAGCACCAGAAUAUGCUUAUACCAUGAAGGUUACUGAAAAAUGUGACAUAUAUAGCUAUGGUGUCGUGCUGCUGGAGCUGCUAACUGGGCGUGCACCUGUGCAACCCUUAGAACAGGGAGGUGAUCUGGUAACAUGGGUGAAGAACUACAUCAGGGACAAUUCUUUGGGUCCAGGGGUCCUUGAUAAAAACUUGGAUUUAGAAGACCAAAGCGUUGUCGAUCAUAUGAUCGAGGUCUUGAAAAUCGCCUUGGUCUGUACUAGCUUGUCUCCGUACGAGAGACCACCGAUGCGGCAUGUUGUAGUUAUGCUAAGCGAGUCUAAAGAUAGGACAAGGGUGAGCUCUGCAUCCUCACCUGCCUCUGAUGAUUCUUCAAAGAAGGGUAGCUCAUGAUGUAUUUAUAAUAUUUCAGCACGUCAGCCUUCGUAACAGUCUUUACUAGAUCACAAGCGGCAUCACAGUGUCGUCUCGCCGGCGCCCUCCGCGGUUGAGUCCACAGUCCAACCCAACUGUCCAGCUCCUCGUCCCCAUCCAUUCGCCAUGGCGGCGGCGGAAGAGAAGGUAAGCCCACACGUCGUCCUCUUUCCUUUCCUGGCGCACGGCCACGUCCCCGCCUUCCUCCGCCUGGCCGGCCUCCUCCGCGCGCGCCGCCUGGGGCUCGACGUCACGCUCGUCUCCACCCCGCGCAUCCUGGGCUCCCUCUCCAUCCCGCCGGCGUCCUCUCCCCUGCGCCUCCACGCGCUCCCGUUCUCGCCUGCCGAGCACGGCCUGCCGGACGCCCACUCCCUCGCCGACAUCCAGGUCGGCCAGUUCAUCACCUUCUUCCAGGCCUCCGAAUCGCUCCGCCCCGCGUUCGAGGAGUUCGUCUCGAGCAUCGCUUCCCGUUCCCCGGUCUGCAUCGUCUCCGACGCCUUCUUCGGGUGGACGGCCGACGUCGCGCGCGCGCGGGGCGCGUCCCACGCCAUGUUCCUCCCGGGCGGCGCGUUCGGCAACGCCGUGUUCUUCUCCGUGUGGGAGCACCUCCCGCACGCCCGCACGGCGGCCGACGAGUUCCCGCUGCCGGAUUUCCCCGACGUCGUGCUCCACCGCACACAGAUCCCGAGGUACAUGCUCGCAGCGACGGGGGCGGACCCCUGGACGGCCUUCUUCCGGCGCGUCAUCGCCUCCUGCCGCAAGACCGACGCGCUCCUCGUCAACACCGUCCAGGAGCUGGAACCCUCCGGCCUCGACAUGCUCCGGAGGAGCUUCGGCGCCCAGCCAUGGCCGAUCGGGCCGGUCCUCGCCGCGCCGACCCCGUCAGGCUCGCGGGACGGCGACGCCAGCAUCAUCCAGUGGCUGGACGCGCACCCGCCGCGCUCCGUGCUGUACAUAUCCUUCGGGUCGCAGAACAGCAUCAACGCCGAUCAGAUGAGGGAGCUGGCGCUGGGGCUGGAGGCGAGCGGUCGCCCGUUCCUCUGGGCGCUCCGCCCGCCGCUGGGGUUCGACGCGAAGGGCGCGUUCAGGCCGGAGUGGCUCCCGGCCGGCUUCGAGGAGCGCGCGGCGCGGGCGAACGCGGGGCUCCUGGUGCGCGGGUGGGCGCCGCAGGUGCGGGUCCUGUCGCACCCGUCCACGGGUGCCUUCCUGACCCACUGCGGGUGGAACUCCAUCCUCGAGGGCCUCUCCCACGGCGUGCCGCUGGUCGGGUGGCCGCUGGGCGCCGAGCAGUUCUUCAACGCGAAGCUCGUGGUCGAGUGGGGCGUCUGCGUGGAGGUGGCGAGGGGCAACAUGGAGAGCUCGGUGGUGGGGGAGGAGGAGGUGGCGGAGGCCGUGAGGACGGUGAUGGGGGAGACGGCGACGGGCGAGGAGAUGAGGAGGAAGGCGGCGGCGAUCGCGCAAGCGAUGGCGGCCGCGUGGGAAGCGCCGGGCGGGUCGGCGGCGGAGAGCUUGGAAGGGUUCCUGAGAUGCGUCGAGACGUCCGUGCGCUGAGAUGCCCCGCUUUGAGAUCGGAGCGGGAGUAACCGGCCGUUUUAACGCGCAAGACGUGUGUAAGUGAUUGUUGCGACGCUGGAUGCGUCAUGCGUAGUCGUGGAACUUCUCGCCAUGCACGCGAGGUCUCAAGGCACCUGAUGAAGCCUGCGAGAAAUUCAGAAGGGCGUCAGCAGGUUACCAACCAAAAACAGAUGUGUUAGUCUCUGAUUUCUCGACUGCAAAUAGGAUUACUUUCAGUCGAACAGUGCAAGUAAAGAUUACUCCCUUCAUCCCAAA
Setaria italica (foxtail millet) is the source of this 5606-nucleotide messenger RNA. Its product is annotated as probable leucine-rich repeat receptor-like protein kinase At5g63930. Gene Ontology annotation, biological process: protein phosphorylation. The record is from RefSeq and is a predicted model, not a curated record. NCBI's taxonomy places the organism in Eukaryota, Viridiplantae, Streptophyta, Magnoliopsida, Poales, Poaceae. Gene Ontology annotation, molecular function: UDP-glycosyltransferase activity; protein kinase activity; protein binding. Gene Ontology annotation, cellular component: plasma membrane. The transcript is spliced from 4 exons.